This is a messenger RNA of Mesocricetus auratus (golden hamster), 4278 nucleotides long. It is a transcript of the gene Plppr5, whose product is annotated as phospholipid phosphatase related 5. The transcript is spliced from 8 exons. Gene Ontology annotation, molecular function: phosphatidate phosphatase activity. Gene Ontology annotation, biological process: phospholipid metabolic process; signal transduction; phospholipid dephosphorylation. NCBI's taxonomy places the organism in Eukaryota, Metazoa, Chordata, Mammalia, Rodentia, Cricetidae. The record is from RefSeq and is a predicted model, not a curated record. The coding region runs from base 379 to 1398 and encodes 339 amino acids.
UCUCAUCUCUCAAGCAGCUGAGAAGAUGAGAAAGGAUAUACAUAGAACCAGGAAAGAGCGGGUGUACCUAAGAUCCUAAAAUGAUGCCUCUCAAGCUAGGAGCCUUGAUUCUGUGGUUUUAUUUACAAAGCCUUGGAAAACUGGAGGGGAGGCAAAGCCAUUCAGAAUCUAAAAUCCUCUGAGAUAAUUUCUGUCAUCACCCUGGAAGCCACACCGCCCAGUUGCUGUCCAGCGCUGGGUCAAGGAGUCCGGGCAGUGGGCAGCUCUGUGAACACAGAGGCUGCAACUCGCUGACGCCACCCGGACACUUUGCGCUUCGGUGGGCUUUGCGCUCUGAGGACGUGUCUCCGCACCAUCUUCCCAGGAGCUGUGCGGGAGAUGGUGAUCAUGGCAGGGACGGUGAUGCUGGCGUACUACUUCGAAUACACGGACACGUUCACUGUGAACGUGCAGGGCUUCUUCUGCCACGACAGCGCCUACCGCAAGCCCUAUCCGGGCCCAGAGGACAGCAGCGCAGUGCCCCCUGUGCUCCUCUACUCGCUGGCUGCUGGUGUCCCGGUGCUCGUGAUAAUAGUUGGAGAAACUGCCGUGUUUUGCCUACAAUUAGCCACAAGGGAUUUUGAAAACCAGGAAAAAACUAUUUUAACUGGAGACUGUUGCUAUAUAAACCCACUGGUACGCCGAACUGUCCGAUUUCUUGGAAUUUAUACAUUUGGACUCUUUGCUACAGAUAUCUUUGUAAAUGCUGGUCAAGUGGUUACAGGUAACCUGGCUCCACACUUUCUGGCCUUGUGUAAACCCAACUACACAGCACUUGGGUGUCAACAGUACACACAGUUCAUCAGUGGAGAGGAAGCGUGCACAGGCAACCCAGAUCUCAUCAUGCGAGCAAGGAAAACCUUCCCAUCCAAAGAGGCUGCCCUCAGUGUCUAUGCUGCCAUGUAUCUGACAAUGUACAUUACCAACACUAUCAAAGCCAAAGGCACCAGACUUGCUAAACCUGUUCUAUGCUUGGGAUUAAUGUGUUUGGCCUUUCUUACUGGACUCAACAGAGUAGCAGAAUAUCGAAAUCAUUGGUCAGAUGUGAUAGCAGGCUUUCUAGUUGGAAUAUCUAUAGCAGUAUUUCUGGUUGUAUGCGUGGUAAAUAAUUUCAAAGGAAGACAACCAGAGAAUGGGCACAUGCACAGGGACACUGUGGCCCGUAUGCCGAUGAUCAACAUUCCUCGAGUAGAAAGUCCUUUGGAAAAGGUAGCAUCUGUGCAGGUGUUUCAAAAUCAAUGUAUUGAAGAUGAUCAAGAAGAAAAUUCAGAGGGGAGGUCCUUUAAAGACUGCCUUGCCAGGCUUUUCGGCUGGAUAAUGGGGAUUAGCCACUGCGAGCACCUCCAAUUAAGGCAAUAAACAACCACAUCACUGCCUUUGCGGAAGUCACAUGAUAUUGAAGCAGAUGGUGUUUCCCUGCACUGGACAUCAUCCCUUUUUACCAUCCAUUCAUAAGAAAGUUUAUUUGAUUAUACAGGAAAUUUAUAAAGUUGUCUGAGACUUUUUAUAAAUUUUAAACUCAACAGCAUCCUGUCUGCCCCCACCCCACUAGACUGUGAGCUCCUCGGGAGCAGGGUCAUGGCUUUCCCUUGUGUAUCCCCAAACACCUACUGCAAAGCCUAGCACAAAGUGUGGGUGUUCAGUAAAAACAUGAUGAUAUAAUGAACAAAUUAAUUCUUAAAUAAAGUGGUUGGCUUAGUUUCUCAAAAGAAUCUCUGUGACUAUGUGAAAAGAAACCUCAAUGCAGGUUAUAUUUGUAUAGAAAAAAAACCCUCUAUUUUGGGCUAGAUGAGCCUUUUUUAAUUUUUCAUACAUCUAUUCAACAGUGUAUCAUAUUUAAUUAGAAGUUAAUUUUGAAAGUCAUGGGGGCUUUUUACCAUGCAGCAUGACAUUAUUUCCAUUCUAACAGAUUUCAGUGUGUGGGAUCAUUUUACUUUUAGAGAGUAUGUCCUAUACUAAAUUGUUUGCUCAUUAUAUUAUGCUAUAUUACACUUAAAACACCAUUCAUACUACACAUUCUAAGACUGGUGCUUCUGCUUUUAAAGGGGAAAUUGCCAAUUUUUACUGUCACUGAGUAAUGUAUCAUAAUUAAAAUAAUUUAUUUGGACGUUUUCUUUGACAGUUGUCAUUUAAUGGUUGAGUAACAAUUUUCAAAUGCAGGCAAUAUUUAGAAUGCGUUAAGGUAAAUCCAGCCCUGAUACCUUAUUAUUGUGUAACUUUCCACCAUUAACAGUGUCUCCAGAAUGGCUAUAGUCUAUCCUUAAGCUUCCUUACUGGCCAAGGACUCAAAUAAUUUAAAUGGGAAAGAACCAUAUCUUAGCAUACUAUUAUGUAGAUGCUAGACAUAUGAUUAAUGUGUUUUUGUAAUUGUCUAAUACUUUAAUUAAAUGUAUUUAUAUUUAUUUUAUCAUUUAAUCCUCCCAGAAAUCCUGUAUAAAUAUUGAAAGAUGGCUUUAUUUACACAUGAGAAAAAAUGAAGCCAAGACUGAUAACAUGCCCAAUACCAUACCGCUAGUCAAGGAGAGAGUUAAAUCCAAAAUUCAGAUUUACACUGAACUUGUAUUUUUUCCCCUCAAAUAUGCCACAGCUGCCUCAACAUCCAUGACACUGAGCCCAUUAUGAGACCAUUAGAGUCCUAAACAACUACCUAUGUUAAAAGAAUAUGAAGAAAUGCCAAAAUAGAGUUAAGAAGGUGUACAGUAUUUUAAAUGUCAACCUUAUAUGAAUGAACAUAAACAUUUUACAAAUACAGAGCUAUCUAGGGUUAUGUUUAUAAUUCUAUAAAAAAUAAGGAAGCUCCAGUGUCUGGAUGUGAGGCUUUCUGUAAAAGAGAAGUCCAGAUCAGGUAUCUUCACUCUGUACCUCAGUUGCCAUUCAGAAAGUGGCUGAAGGACUAACUUUACAGUAACCAUUUGAAAUUAAAGAUGAAGAUGAUAACCAAAAUAUAAGGAGGAUGAAAUAAUGAGUCACUUUGCUGACCCAAGAUGCUUGAGUUAUAUGUGCAGAAAUUGAUUUAAAAGAAAAACUUUCUAGUCUUGAAAGAGUGUUGAAAGUAAACAUUUAAUUUACUCUUACUUUCAAUAGAAAUCAGCAAAUAAUUAAAACCAAAAGCUUGUCCAUUACUUACAAAUGGAUUUCAUUUGUCCAAUUCCAGGCCCUUAGGAGUCGAAACACUUCUACUAAAAGCCAAAUAAAUUCCCUCUUAUAAAAAUUGAGAUCUCUAUAGCAAUUCAGCUCUUUUGAAAAUUUGAGCAAACUUUGCAUUUCUUCAUCACUUUUAAAGACAUUGUUUUAAAAAGCACUAGUAGUGGGUAAUAAUUUGCUUCCUAGGUCUAGAAUAAAGAGUAUGAGUAUAAUAUCAAGCAAAGGCAGGUGACUGGUCAGGCUUGUACAAUUGUUUAAUUCUACUAGUUCUACAUCUGCUUUAGAAGGACCCAAGAACAAAUGAUUUUCCCCUUGGAGGCCUUAACAUUAUAUCAGGGUGUCACUGUCAGUGAUGAAUUUCUGUACCUUCCCAAACCUGGUCAGUAUAAAAGAGUUAUAAGUGAAAAACAAAACAAAGGAGGAUCAGGGUGAAAUCAUUUCUAAUAUUUAAGCAUCAAGAACCCAAGUUUGCAUGAUUAUGAAGUUCAGGAAAAAUUAAAGAGGCAUAAGAAUAAUCCAAACCCAUAAGAGACUACUUAACCAUGAUGCUAUUGCUGAGAAUAAUGGAAACUACAUUUAAGAAAAUGUUAAAACAAUUGGCAGGAGCUGGAGUUCAGCUCUUGUCUAGCAGCACAGGCCCUGGGUUUGAUCCCCAGGACCUGUAAGAGAAAGCACUAAUAUCAGUAUAUAAAUAUGUAUAUACAUAGUAUAGUAAAAGCAGGCAAUCACAUACCUUUCUGAUACAGACUCUCAACUUUAUUCUACUUCCUUGGGGCCCAGGUCAGUGUAAAUUGUUCAAGCUAAAACUUCAGUAGUCUCUGUUUGCAUGGCAGAACUUCUGCACAAGUGUUAUUUGAUGCCUAAGGUAACUUAAAAAGGCUCUUUUACGUUAAAAGAGAGGUGAACAUUCUUUGACAGACUUUGUCUAUUCAACUUCUAACUGGGCCUCUCUUUUUCUCAGGAUCUAUCCUAGCCAAAUAUCUCAGUUACAUUUACCUUAGUUUCCUUUGUGAAAGAACAGUGGGGGAGGAAAUAAUUCUCUGCUGUGUAUUGUAUUUUUCAAAUAAAAAUUAAAAAAUUAAAUUAAAAGAUAAA